Molecule: messenger RNA, 5767 nt
Organism: Neolamprologus brichardi
Lineage: Eukaryota; Metazoa; Chordata; Actinopteri; Cichliformes; Cichlidae
Source: RefSeq, a predicted model, not a curated record
UGAAAUUGUUGAUCCAGGUCGCCCAACGCGUCGCUGCCUCUCGGCUUCAAUUCUUCGCGCAGCUCGCCGAAGCGGCUCUGUGUGUUACCAAACAGGCCGUUCCUCUCAUAGUCAUCCCCAAACCACUUCCCCUCCGAGCCUAGCUCCUCACCGGGCUGCGCAGACAUGCCUUUUUCCUGUCGUCGGACAGAUGAUAUUAUACUAGCUACACAAAGCUGCUGCCGCUUCUCUCUCUGCCGUAAUCGUUUGCGCUAGGAUGUGUGACGGAGAAAAUCGCGCAACAACAACAACAACAACAAUAGUGCGGCUCCUGGCUGGCGUCUGUCAGCUGAGACCGGGGUUCGUGGACGCCACAGAUGAGGCGGUGCAGUCGGGAGUGAGAGGAGAAGCAGAAGGAGUGAGGUUGAUUGUUUUAGUUCACUGCUCCGACGCUGACGUCAUAGUGUCCGCGAGCCCUUACGGUUGGCACCACUUUAUUUGGGACACAGUCAAAGAUCAAAAAGGUGUUUUCGGCCUAUAAAUGAGGUCAGAGGAUUCAGUCAAACCAGUGCUUAGCAUUGGUUUGUGAAAAUAGCGACAGUUAGCUUAUUAAAACUGGACACAUGGCCUAAAGAGGAGAAUAAUAAAGAUGUUUUUUUAAUAAUGCGAAAAGAAUAUUUUUUUUAUUUUUUUAAAAGUGGCAAAAAUUCCUCAUGUAUCCCAUGGUGAUGUUUUAAAUGGAGAAAUAGUAGUGUGAAUUUUAUGGUUUGAUGUUUAAAAAAAUGUCCCUUGCCAUAUGGCGCCCUCAUGCGGUCGCUUUUAAUAUGAGCAGGACCUCAAAAAGUUUCAGUCUGUCUUAGCAACCAGACGCUCUUGCCUGGAUACAGACUGAUGGCUAACACUGGCUAAAGCAAUCAGCGAGGUUUGCUGCUGUUCAGUUCUCCAUGGAAAAUUAUUUUGAUUUAGAUGUACACUAAAUUUAGCCGCCUGAUAUUUAAGCGGUCCUCUGUCGUACUUACUAUUUACAAGCACAACGUUAGAAGCUAGCACAGCUAGCGCUGAUGUGUGGUGACUUCGUACUCUUACUUGCUGACCUCAGUUAUUACAGCGAUAUGUUGUCAAAUGAGAAGCAAAAGAACCGCAGUGAAGAGGAAGUGAUCAAAAAACUGUGCAUGGCUAAUGGAGUCCCCUAUGAAAAAAUUGCACAAGAGGGAAGCAGCAUCACAUCACUGGAGAUGUUCUUCUCUGGUUUCCCCUGCAUGGUUGGCCUCUCCUUUUUCCCAAGGCUGUCCCAGCUUACCAUAAUAGGCCAGAACAUAGAGUACAUUGAUGGGCUUGAGUGCUGUCCUCUGCUUCAGGAGCUCUGGAUAGUCCAGUGCCAUCUGACGGAAAUAUCUGGACUACAGAACUGCCUGCAGCUGGAGAAACUGUACCUUUAUGAGAACAAAAUCAGUGAAAUAAAGAAUCUGGACUUGCAGGUCCACCUAGAGGUGCUGUGGAUCAAUAACAACUGCAUAACUAAGAUUAAGGGCUUGGACACACUUCUAGACCUUAAAGAACUAAACCUUGCUGACAACAUUAUUGAAAAGAUCGGGCACAGCCUUGAUCUUAAUGUCAACCUUCAGAAACUCAAUCUGUCUGGAAACAAGAUCAGCUCCUUUAAGGAGUUGAGCCAGCUUGCCCGACUGCCCCGUCUGAGUGAGUUAGCAUUGAAAGACCCCACGUCAACCCCAAACCCGGUGUGCCUCCUUUGUAACUAUGACACGCACAUUCUUUACCACGUGCCAAGCCUCCAGCGACUCGACAUCUACGACGUCUCCAGCAAGCAAAUCAAGGAAGCAGCUGAGUCUGCAGUGAUGAAAAAAAGGAUGUACUACAAUAUGCGUGUACGCACAGCUCAGAGGAAACUAGCAGAGACCCGGCUCAGUCUUAUAGAGAGGAAGAAAACUCUAUCGCAGUCACCUGAAGAAUGCAUCAAGACUCUCACUCGUGCCCUUAAAUUUCUCGAACGUGAGCUCUCCGUGGGGCCAGUUGUUUGCAAGAAACCUACCUGCCUGUCAGAAAGCGUAGAAGAAGGGCCACCACACCUGGAUGAAGACUUAACAGAAAGAAAUGAAUCAAUCAGUGACAUAAGUCAGGAUCCAGCCACGGAGCACAAAGUACACGCUAAGAUUGAAGCGCUGAGGAAACGACUCAAACUAUGGACCAGGAGGCUAGAUGAGAUUCACAUCUGGUACGAGCGUGAUUUGGCCCGAGCCACAAAUAGGAUGGAGUAUACGGUGCAGUUUCUACUGAUGGAGCUAGAAAGUGUUGGAAAUAUCCGUUUGGAGGAGGGCUGCUCCACAGAUCCUUGGUUUACUUCUUGUUGUGACCUCCUACUUUCCCGCUUCUCUCCAUCAGACUACAAAACGUAUGGCAUCACUGAUAUUAGGGUGGAUAGAGUUAUCCGCAUCCACAAUAGUGCACUGAGACUUUGCUUUGAGGACAAGAUUCACCGUUUGCUAGCCAACGAAGAUUUAUCUUCCCACAGGAAUUACAGACGUCAGCUGGAGUAUUUAUUCUACAUAGUUGACCCUGAAAAAUGUGAGAAGGAUGAAACUUUGCAGAUUCUCCAGGAAGGCUUCAAAACAACAGAGCAGCAGAAGGCCAUGGGAAAAGAGGGUGCUAUACCUUUUUCCAAUAGCCUGAGUUUGAACGAGCAGUCCAGAAUUGAGUACACACUUCGCCAGACCAGCCAAGGUCACACUAAACACAGCAUGGAUACGAUUCCCUUCAGGCACGGUCAGGUCAAUGUUUCCAAAGUGUUCGUGGGUAAAAGCAUGCCCAUCCGAGAUGGAGAACCGGUGGACAGAAGCAAUUAUCCUGGAGUUUACUCUGUGUAUCGCAGUGUGGAGACAAAGCACAGAUCUGCAAUGAGUGAAGAAAGACCCGGCUCCACCAAAACACACACUGAUCUUGAGUCCAGUCCCCGCCGAAGGCAGUGGUUUGUGUUUGACCACGAGCUUGUCCUGCCCGAGUACAUCAUAUAUUAUGAAUACAUCACUCAGGACAAAGACAAACCUACACUGCUGAGCCAUAGCACAGACAGAGAUCCUACCAAUGAUGUUGCUCUGGACAAAGAAGUCCUCAACAGGGAACCUGUUCUUAAACCUCAGCCCAAGUUAUUGAGCUUGGAUGAUAAAAUUCUGCUUAGUGUUGCCCGAGCCAAUGUCCUCAGUCAAAUCACAGUGCUUAACCUUCAUGGCAACAGCCUGAGCAACAUAAAGGAGAUUUCCAGCCUCACGGCUCUAAGGCAUCUUACUGUCAGCUUCAAUGAGUUCACGCACCUUGAUGACAUUUCUCACAUGCCAAAUCUUGAGUUUUUGGACGCUAGCUUUAACCACCUGGUGACUCUGGAAGGUCUGCGGGGGCUGGGACAGCUCAAACAACUCGAUGUGCGCUGGAACAAGCUGACCAAGGUCAGAGAGGAUACGGCUGUGCUCAGAAAACACACACCUGCUCUGCUGAAACUGGACACCCGAAACAAUCCUUGGAACAGGCCCGAGGCAGUCAGAAUGACCAUACUAGGCCAUCUCAUGAACCUCACACACCUGGAUGAUGUGCUGGUAGCAGAGGAGGAGGCUGCUGAAGCUGUUCAGAUGACAGCUGGGUCCAAAAUUAACCAGGCGUCUCUUCUGGCACACUCGCGUACCAAGAGUGACCGUCCCCGCACUCUUAGUCUGCUGUCAACAGCCCAGCUCCUGUAUCAUUUGAGUCCAUCACCCUGGGGCUUUGGUAAAGAACUGGACCAAGACUGGACUGCAAAAAUCACCACCCUGAACCUUGACAACCAGAGGAUUUCCAAGAUGAUCAAUCUAAGUAAGCUGGUGAACCUGCGCUGGGCCUCCUUUAAUGAUAACGAGAUCUCAAAAGUCGAGGGUCUGGACAACUGCCUGAAGCUGGAAGAACUGUCCCUAAACAACAACAGUAUUUGCACACUCAGUGGCCUCACACGACUCCAUUGCCUAAAUAAACUGAGUGUAGAUGGGAAUUGGCUAACCAGUCUGGACGUCUCAACGCUCGACGGGCUGUCCAGCUUGUCUUUUCUGUCAGCUGAGAACAACUGUAUUGCUUCUCUUCAUGGCAUCCAGAGACUUCGGUCUCUCUUUGAACUUUACAUCGGCAGCAACCAGAUCUCUACAUCAAGAGACAUCUACUGUCUGAAAGGAUUGACAAACCUCCUCAUCCUGGAUCUCUGUGGGAACCCUUUAGUGGAGAAACUGGAAAACUAUCGAAUAUAUGUAGUGUUUCAUCUCCCCUUCCUCAAAGCUCUGGAUGGAAUUGCAGUGGAAGCAAGUGAGUGUGAGAGCGCAAAGAAUAUGUUUAUGGGAAGAUUGACCACCGACACAGUGGCAGAGAAGCUGGGCCACUCAAACUACACAAAAAUCACACACCUAAACCUUCAGUCCUGUUCCAUUAGGAUAGUUGAUCUGUCUCCACCAGAACUCUUCCGUAAUGUGCGCUGCAUCAACUUAGACCAUAGCAACCUCACAUCCUUCUCAGGCCUCAUCCACCUGCCCAACAUCAAAGCUCUGUGUCUCAACUAUAACCACAUAGAGUCAAUUCUGCCCAGGCAGAAGACUCAGACUCAUCUGACAAGCAGACAGAUACUAUACAGCAAAGUGCACUCCAGUGGCUACAGCCAACAGAGCACAUCUAAAGCCACCAGGGAUACUGGGCCCACUGGCAGCCUGGAGCCACUGAUGGGAAGCCUGGAGGUGCUUCAUUUGAGUCACAAUGGCAUCUCCAAUAUGGCCAAUCUGCAGCUCAGCAGGCUCACCAAUCUUAAAGCACUCUUCCUCGAAGGCAAUGAGAUAAGCCAAGUGGAAGGCUUGGAAGGGCUUCACCAACUCAGAGAGCUUGUGUUGAACAGAAACCGGAUUAAAACUCUGACCAAGAACUCUUUCGCAGCCCAGGCUCUCCUCCUACAGCUGCACCUGGCACAGAACCGGAUCCGGGAGCUGAACCAUCUCGAUCCUCUGAUUGAGCUUCACAAGCUCUCCCUCGACAUGAACAAGCUGCAGGACAUCGCAGAGCUUGACAAAUUAGAAGCUCUUCCCUCACUGAAGGAGCUCUCUGUUGUUGGCAAUCCUGUGGCACGCAAUUCUGUCCACAGACCAGCAGUGGUGCUUUGCCUGCCCCAGCUGCAGGUCCUGGAUGGUGUGGACAUCACUCUGGAGGAAAGAACCAGGGUGGAACUACUCAAUGCUGAUUCAUCAGUGAGAACUCCAUACUCCCAUCAUCCCGGAGCUCUCCUUCCUACAAGUGAAGUUAACCUACCUGGACUGCUCGUGCCCCACAACCCCACUCUAAGAGUAAUGAAUGUAAGCGGAGGGCCGCAGAAUGUGAUGCACGGGCACAAUGUCCUGCAAAAUAACAUAGACGAAGACCAUUACACAUACAAAUGUAAGAAGCACAAACACAGUAACGCUGCUCAAAGUGGCCAAACUGAUAUUUACUUCAGACACAACCGAAGAACAGGAAGCAACAUUCCAACCACUGCUGGGAACAGACAACAAGAACAAGACAGCAGAUUGAUUCCCAAAUGGCGAUAGACUUCCACCCCAGUAGGAAUCAGAAGAGGUGGAACAUGAGGUGAACACAUAUGGCGGCCAUCGCUGUUGUGUGUUUUUAUGUCCUGGUGUGAAAUUAAUGACAAUAACAAUAAUCUAUGUGUAUCUAAAUGGUGGGAUUUUUGUAUGUUUUAAUAAAUUACUAUUAGUUAAUACAAGCAGCACUUUAAACUGAA